Molecule: messenger RNA, 2847 nt
Organism: Poeciliopsis prolifica (blackstripe livebearer)
Lineage: Eukaryota; Metazoa; Chordata; Actinopteri; Cyprinodontiformes; Poeciliidae
Exons: 9
Coding region: 85-1236 (383 amino acids)
Biological process (GO): biosynthetic process
Molecular function (GO): strictosidine synthase activity
Source: RefSeq, a predicted model, not a curated record
CUUGAUUUUAGUUCGCCUUCAUAGUUAUGUAGCGUCUCUGGGUUGGAACAGCAGGAAGAGGAAAGAUCGACUUCACGCCCAGAAAUGCUGUGGAGACGAUCUUUGCUAGCAGCGCUGCUAGCCGUGGCUGUUGGAGUUUACCUGCUGCCGUCUCCUAUAGAUCCCAAACCGCACGUUUUGAAAGGGCCUCCCCCGGCGCUCCAAGGUCCACUGGCUGUUAACACUCGUCUGCAGAGGGGCCGCAGGCUGUUCACUGGAAAACUACACGGACCAGAAUCCUUUGCUCCUGAUGCUCAUGGUAACGUUUAUACGGGGACGGUGGACGGGAAGCUCUGGAGAAUCGGUCCAGAUGACAGCCUGGAUCUCAUCACACACAUGGGACAGGAUCUACCAGAAUGCGGCAGCAGCAGUGACUACGAGCCGAUCUGCGGUCGUCCUCACGGCGUUCGCCUGGACCGCCACGGUCAGCUGCUCGUUGCCGACUCUUACUUCGGUCUUUACAGCGUCGACCCUGAAACUGGAGGAAAGACUCUGCUGGUGGCCAACGCCGACGGUGCUGAUGGCGUUCCCUUCGCCUUCCUGAAUGGCCUGGAGGUCUCCUCCCAAACGGGGAUCGUUUAUUUCACCGACUCAUCCAGCCGCUGGGGCCGCAGACACGUCAGGCUGGAGGUGAUCGAGUUGAACAACCUCGGCCGCCUUCUCUCCUUCGAUCCUGAGAAUAAAAAGGUCACGGUGCUGCUGGACUCGCUCUACAUGCCCAACGGAAUCGCGCUGUCGCCUGACGAGAACUUCCUGCUGCUGGCUGAGACCAGCAUCGGACGCAUACUGAAGUUUUGGCUGAAAGGUUCAAAGGCAGGAACCAUGGAGAUCAUUCUGGACAACAUGAUCGGUUACCCUGACAACAUCCGCCUUAGCGACCACGGAACUUUCCUGGUUGGCAUGACGACGACGCGAUUCCAGAAGCUUCUGCCGCCCUUCCUGGACAUGAUCGCCCCGUACCCGGCGGUGAAACGCUUCCUGGCCAAGCUGGUUCCUCUGAGCUGCUACAACCUCCUGCUGCCGCGCUACGCUCUGGUCCUGGAGCUGGGAUUGGAUGGACAGAUCGUAGGGUCGCUCCACGACCCUGAGGGACGCCUAACGUGGGCCAUCAGCGACGUCUUCCAGCACCGAGGCAGAACCUACCUGGGCAGCACUGACUUACCGUUCCUGCCUGUCCUGGACGUCUGGGCCAGCUGAGGAAUGAGCAACAAACCGUUUACAUUUGAAGUGUUUUUAUUAGAGGUUUAGCACCUGGGGAGACGGAUGGAUAAUGUUUUCAUUUGGUAGAGAAGGGAUAAAAUGCCCCUUUUAAUUACUGCUAAAUCAUGUUUUAGGAAAACCUCUAGAGUUCAACGAAAAUCCCCAAAUUGACUGUGACUGAAAGUUAGACCUAAACUUUUAAUCUGAACCACUGAAAUGUUAAAUUUAGUGAAAUGUCUUGGUUUCCUAGCAUUGGUUGAAUUUUUAAGUAUCAUAGUUGCAAAAAAGAAAAAACAGAGAGGAGGAUUUAAGAUGGCCGCUGCAGAACCAGAUUGUUCUUUUUCCUUUGUUUUCUUUUUCUAAUGUUUUUAUUAAUAAUUAUUUUUUUCUCACUUUCAACCUUCCUAAUUAAUUAUUUAUCCCUAAAAGUCAGGAAAUUAUCCUAUCAGUGCUUUAGACAUUUAACCAAAUAUUAAUGGAGAUAAAUCUAUAAAUUUAGCCUGCAGCAUUUAAUUAAAUCACUAAAAGUUUGGCUAAAUAGAUUAAACAGUUUUUGCAACUGCAAAUAAUGUAAACUCAACUUCAUAAUAUUUAGAACAGAAGAAAGAAAUUAAAGCAAAAAAGUAACAGUGAUUCUUUAUUUGGACAAAAACACGACAGAAAAAUACAUGAAAAUCUGACGUAUUUAAAAGUGCAUCUUUACUUUUAAACCAAGUUUUCAGCUUGAAGGAAAAAAACAUUUUCCAUGUUAACUGUAGUAAAGAUUAUCAUCAGUAGCAGCUGGAAAAUCUGGAUAUGAUUCGCAGGUUUGACCUUUUUCCCUGUUUAAUAAGUAAUAAGACUGAAAGCAGUUUAUGCUUCACAAAACAGGAUAUUUUAAAAAUGGUAAUAAAUAAAAAAAAAUCCCUUCAAUCAUUUCCCUGAUCUACCUUUGAGUUUAAAUCAAAAAUAGGACAUUUGGCACUUCUUUUAAUUGUCUCAUCCGUUUUACAUAUUUAAAAAUGUGAAAUUCUUGAUUAAACACUGAAAUGUAGCCAAACUAUUUAACUUCCUGUGGGACAAACACAUGUGCAAAUCUGUGCUGACAGGGAGACGUUUUCAAUCUUCUACAAACAUCAACUGAGAAACAUGAAGUUUAAAGGUUGAUUUGGCUUCAGACACUAAACCACCUGAUCGCGUCUCCAUCCAGAGAAGAUGGCGGCUCCAAAGCAAACCAGCGGCAGCAGGAAACGGCCUUCCUCCUCCUACUGCCUGAGUUUGCUCAGCCUCCAGCUGUGGCUCGAAAACAGCUGCUGAGGGUUGAACUUAAACCUGACAGGAGAAAAAUAACAUUUUAAUGUUGAAUCUGCAGGGUUUAUUUUUGAUACUCACUAAUGUUGGCUGUAAAAACCAGAAUAUUACAUCUUAUUGGCGAACAAGCAGUGUGGAAGUUGACCUAUAUUUUUUUACAUGCUAUAAUGUUGUCAAAAAUACUUAAAAAGCACCAAGUUCUUUAAUAUUUCUUAUGUUGGUUCCAGAUUGUGGUGUAAUUUGUGUUAAUGUAUUGCUACAUUCUGAAGCAGCCAUGUUGAUAUUUUCUUACUGAUAAAUAAAUAAUGUGGAAGCUGA